This is a messenger RNA of Limanda limanda (common dab), 5022 nucleotides long. Its product is annotated as collagen alpha-2(IV) chain-like. NCBI's taxonomy places the organism in Eukaryota, Metazoa, Chordata, Actinopteri, Pleuronectiformes, Pleuronectidae. The record is from RefSeq and is a predicted model, not a curated record. Gene Ontology annotation, molecular function: extracellular matrix structural constituent. The transcript has 52 exons. Gene Ontology annotation, cellular component: basement membrane; collagen trimer. Bases 1 to 5022 code for a protein of 1673 amino acids.
AUGUGGAGGCCACUGCUCGUGCUCCCUCUGAUGGUGUUCGCUGUGAUGCUGUCCGGCACCGGGGCCAAAAAUUGUGUGUGCAGAAGAAAAUCCAGGUGCCACUGUGAAGGAGUGAAAGGCAGCAGGGGAGACAAAGGUUUACUAGGAGUUCCAGGUCCCACAGGACUAGAUGGCCGUCAGGGACCAACUGGUCAUGCUGGGCCAAUGGGAGCAAAGGGCAAACCAGGGUCUGAUGGACACGUGGGACCAAAAGGCAAUCCGGGACGUGAAGGCAAAGAAGGAUUUGCUGGAUCUCAUGGUUUACCGGGUAUCCCCGGUUUACAAGGGCCUCCGGGACCCCUAGGGGCCCCAGGAUGCAAUGGAACUGAUGGAGAGGAUGGACCUCCUGGAAUCCAUGGGGCCCUCGGUAUUGAUGGAAAACCAGGUCAUCCAGGUCUGCGUGGACCUAAGGGUGAAUCUCGGGGCGCGGCAAAUUCAGUACAAGGGCCACCUGGGCCACCUGGGAGAGACGGAGAACAGGGAGCCCCAGGUUCCCGUGGAGAGACUGGACCAUCUGGGGACCCUGGACCAAGGGGAAAUUAUGGCUUUCCUGGCCGUCCAGGGGCUCAGGGAUCCAAGGGUCAAGGGGGCACAGGCGGGAUCCCAGGACCUAAAGGACCAAAGGGGAGACCAGGACCAAAUGGACAACCGGGGCCAAAAGGUCGAAUUAGACAGUUUUUGACUGACAUACACCAACAGUUUGAGGCUCUAAAGGGAGAUACAGGAGAUGUGGGAGAAAAAGGCUGCAAGGGCGAACCAGGAGACGUUGGUUAUGGCUUCCACGCUAAAGGACCAAAGGGAGACAGAGGACAGCAGGGUCCAGAAGGAAAGCCAGGGAAGGAUGGGGAUCCUGGUCAAGGACAUAAGGGAAACUCUGGCCACAGAGGUGAGCCAGGGAAUCCAGGGACCGCAGGAAGAACGGGUGAAAAGGGAGAGAGAGGUCCUUCUGGUCCACCCGGAUAUAUACAUGGGCCUGUGCCUGAGCCACUCAAAGGAUAUCACGGAGAUCCUGGUCCCCCUGGAACACCUGGGCUUCCUGGUCGUCAGGGUGUUGUGGGCUUUCCUGGACAAGAAGGACUUCCAGGCCGUGCAUCUGGCUUUUAUGUGCCAGGCCCACGCGGUCAUAAUGGCUUUCCAGGUUCCAAAGGGGACCCUGGGGAGCCUGGGGAUAUUUAUAUUGGACUCCCAGGUCUAGAAGGAGACCCUGGUGAUGGAGGUCUUCCUGGGGAUCAGGGCCCACCUGGAGCUCCAGAAGACAGAACUAACAGGAUUACCAAAGGUGUCCCAGGAAUGAAGGGAAUCAGGGGGAUACCUGGAGCCUCGGGAUAUCACGGAACUGUUGGAAUAAAAGGAGAGAAAGGGGGGUCCUGUAGUCAGUGUACCGGAUCACGAAACCCAGGCUUACCAGGUCCCCCGGGGCCACAAGGCAUUCCUGGCUACAAUCAAGGCCCAGGUGCCAACGGUGAUCCAGGCUUCCGAGGACCUAAAGGUGUACCUGGAAGACCAGGUCCAAUUGGUGAUUCAGGAUUUCAAGGUCCUCCCGGACAAAAGGGAGACUCACAUUCCUAUCACACCCCAGGGAUAAAGGGAGAGAUAGGAGGCCCAGGACAUCCUGGCAAUCCUGGUGAAAACGGUCUCCCUGGGACUCCUGGAUUACCAGGUCGCAAAGGAUAUCAAGGCCCUCCAGGGGAUUCAUAUCCAAGCACUGGUGUGGACAGAGAUAAGGGUUUUCCAGGUCCACCAGGGCCUUUAGGCCUUCCAGGACCAGUUGGCUUCCCAGGCCCAGUGGGAUAUGGGCUGGCUGGACAUCCAGGAAGUAAGGGAGAUAUUGGUGUACCUGGCCUCCCAGGACUGCAGGGAAUUCCAGGCCAGAAAGGGGAAACUAUCCACAUUCACACCAAAGGACUCCCUGGAACACCUGGAUUUAAAGGCCUGCCUGGUGUUCCUGGAAACCGCGGUUAUCAUGGAGUGCAAGGUACCCCAGGCACACCAGGUACCCCAGGAGAGAAAGGAGAAAGAGGGGAUCUGUCAUUUCCCGCAAAGCUCGGAAUUCCAGGGCCAAAAGGUGAAAAGGGGCAGCCAGGUCUCCCAGGUUUCCCAGGUAUGGGCUUGCCUGGUCAGCCAGGUUCACAGGGCCCUCCUGGUGUUCCGGGACUGAAGGGUGAUAGUGGCCCUGGAAAACGUGGGUCCCCAGGCCUGCCAGGGUUUCCGGGAGAACCUGGAGUGCAGGGACCUAUAGGAGAUUCUGGGAAUCCUGGUCUACCAGGAAACCCAGGGCUAAAUGGCAACCCUGGUCUUCCAGGAGGAAAAGGAAGUCAAGGCUCUAUAGGCCCCCCUGGACUACCUGGUAGCAAGGAUUCAUGUAAUGGUUUAUCUGGACCAGAGGGACCACCAGGACCAAAUGGUUAUCCAGGACUCCCAGGGCCCCGUGGCUUGCCUGGUGAAAAGGGGAAUCCUGGUUUACCAGGGUCGGGUCAUCCGGCCCCCCGUGGUCAGCCUGGUUCCCCCGGGUCAUCAGUGGUGGGCUCACGUGGACUUCCUGGACAAAAAGGGGUUAUGGGACAAAACGGCCUUACUGGUAAACCAGGACUGAGAGGAAACCCAGGACCAGAAGGCUUACCGGGAUAUGGACUGAAGGGAUUGCCUGGAAUUCUAGGGCCACCAGGUCAAAUAGGUUCCCCUGGCCAUGAUGGAGCCAAAGGUUCCCAGGGUCCACCAGGCAUGGAUGGAGAACCUGGUCCCAGAGGUCCUCCAGGCACUGGAUCACCAACACCAAUAGAAAUCAUUGGACCCCCUGGAAACCCAGGCUACAUUGGUCCCCCUGGUCAUACUGGUACCCAUGGAGACACUGGAAGUACUGGACCAAAUGGGCAAAGAGGGACAGAAGGAGGACCAGGGGGUCCUGGACCAAGAGGUCCUCCAGGUGCUCCAGGUAUUGGUGGAGCAGCGUGCUCCGAAGGAAGUCAAGGACCUGCUGGAGUCCUGGGUGACCCAGGAUUUAGAGGACCUCCAGGCCUGAAAGGCCCAAAAGGAGAUCAAGGUAUCACUGGAGGGCCGGGUCUAGUCGGCAAAACAGGUCAAACUGGAUACAAAGGGGUUAAUGGAGAACCAAGUUACUCUGGAUAUGGACUUCCUGGACCAGCCGGACAAAAGGGUGAACCAGGAUCAAGCAAUAGUGAAGUGAUGAAAGGUCAGAAAGGAGAACCUGGCAUCAGUGGACUAGUAGGUGUACCAGGAAUGUCAGGAGCCAGAGGAAACCCAGGACUUGUUGGAAACAAUGGUUUACUGGGGUAUCAAGGAGCUAAAGGUUCGGAUGGGCCUACAGGACUUAAAGGACACUCAGGACCUCAUGGUUCACCAGGCAAACGAGGACUGUGGGGUGUUGCUGGUUAUACAGGUCCGAAAGGCAACCAGGGCAGGGAUGGGAUCCCUGGACCACCAGGACAAAAAGGGGAGACCAUAAUUGAAGGGACACCCGGAAGACGUGGUGACACAGGUCUACCAGGUCCCCCAGGAAACCCUGGUCCUCCGGGCUUGUCUGUGACAGCGAGUCCUGGACCGACAGGAGACCGUGGACUUCCAGGCGCACGUGGGGUUAAUGGUCCUCGGGGGCCAGCGGGUAUACAAGGGGCAUGUUUACCGGGAUUAAAAGGAGACCGUGGCCAUCCUGGAUUUCCUGGCAGACGAGGCUCUCCGGGUUUACCUGGCCCUCCAGGUCCCACCGUAGCAGGGUUAAAAGGAAACAGAGGGAACAUGGGUCCUUCAGGAAUCCCAGGUUAUUGCGGUCCACAAGGAGAUCAAGGGCUUCAAGGAUCAACUGGUGCAAGAGGACAACCUGGAGGCCCAGGGCCAAUAGGUGACUCAGGUUCUCCUGGAUUCCAAGGCCCUCGAGGUGGGACGGGAGACCCCGGAUACAUCCCAGGCCCGCCAGGACCACCGGGACACAAAGGAUUUCAUGGACAACCUGGCCCUAAAGGCGAACAAGUGUUUGGCAAAAUAAUAUAUGAACCAGGGCCUCCUGGCUUACCUGGUCCCUCUGGAAAUCAUGGAGCCCCAGGAAGCACGGGAGUGUCAGGACCACCUGGCCAUCAAGGUCAGCCAGGAAUCAAAGGGGUGCGUGGUUCCAGCCCACUCGGCCUGCCCGGUUUUCCUGGCCGCAAAGGAGACACAGGAAGAGCCGGGUUUCCAGGUUCAGAAGGUAGAACCGGAGACCCAGGUCUAAAGGGGCCUGUGGGGUUGCCCGGUAGAGGUUUUUCAUUUCACACUGACAGUUUCCUGAUAGCGAGACACAGUCAAAGCAACCAUGUCCCUGACUGCCCUCAUGGCUCCAGCUUCAUCUACUCUGGAUACUCCCUCCUCUUCAUCAAUGGAAAUGAGAAAGCUCAUGGUCAGGACCUCGGCACAAUGGGAAGCUGCCUUCCUCGGUUCUCCACCAUGCCCUUCCUGUUCUGUGACACAGAGAGUAACUGUCGCUACGCUUCUCGAAAUGACUACUCGUACUGGUUGUCCACUGACGCUCCCAUGCCCACCAACAUGGUUGCCAUCGCAGGGGAUAAACUGGCUUCCUACAUCAGCAGGUGCUCAGUGUGUGAAACCACCUCCAAUGUUAUAGCCGUCCACAGCCAGACAACUCGGAUACCUCAAUGUCCCCAGGGAUGGGAGUCCCUGUGGACUGGACACUCAUUUGUCAUGCAAACAGGCGUUGGUGCAGAUGGCUCCUCCCAGCCUCUGGUUUCUCCUGGCUCAUGUCUAGAAAGUUUCCGCCAAGUGCCCUUCAUUGAAUGUCACGGCAAGGGAACAUGUAACUACUACCCCGACUCCUACAGCUACUGGUUGGCCUCCCUCGACCCCAACAACAUGUUCAGUAAACCUGUUCCUCGGACCGUCAAGGGACCCGCUCUAGAAAGUGUUGUCAGCCGUUGUCAAGUCUGUAGGAAACCGGUACAGGCUCGUCCAGGUGACGGACGUGGGGACAGCUUUUAA